This is a messenger RNA of Clarias gariepinus (North African catfish), 5086 nucleotides long. RefSeq names its product helicase with zinc finger domain 2-like. The record is from RefSeq and is a predicted model, not a curated record. The transcript is spliced from 13 exons. NCBI's taxonomy places the organism in Eukaryota, Metazoa, Chordata, Actinopteri, Siluriformes, Clariidae. The coding region runs from base 212 to 4915 and encodes 1567 amino acids. Gene Ontology annotation, molecular function: 5'-3' DNA helicase activity; RNA binding; RNA nuclease activity.
UCGAAUGUUAAAAAAAAAAAAGUCUGAAACAAAGUUUUAGCAAAUGUUAUUGAUGUCUAAAAGUGACUGUCUGUUAUACUCGCACAACUGAAUUGCAUGAGCACACAGGAGAAUAGUGCGCAAAUAAGCACACAUAUAUGGCAAAUCUGGAGAGAUGCUGAGCCUUGUGAUGUGCACACACUGCCAUCUUGGUCUAGUAUUAGAAUAAACUAUGGGCAAGAAAAAAAGGAAUAAAAAAAAUGCCAAUGGAUGUUCUGGUGACAGAACAACUCUGGAUGAAGCUUCAGAAAUCCACAAGGACCUUUUCAAGUUCUCCAGUCGAGGUUUCCACAGGGAGCCUCUGUUCGAACAAGAACACAGUCAGGAGGAACUACAAGAAAUGUUGGAUACCAAACCUCAUGAAUACGUACGCUGUAAACUCAAAAUGGAGAGACACGAUCUGGCAUAUGCAAAACCUCUCAAUGAUCUGACUUCUACCAUUUGCAUCAGUGGAAGGGAUGAUGUGGGCAGAUCCUUUCCUGGUGAUGAGGUUUGUGUUCAGAUCUUGAGCAGAACAUGUCAGCCUAAUCGAGGUGAAUUAGUGAAAGGGAAAGUAGUAGGAUUGCUGGAUAGAUCUGAAAACAGCUGCACCAUCAUCUGCAGGAUGGAGGGACAUAAACAACUAGCUACGCCGGUCAAGAAAAACAUGACCAGGAUAUGUAUCCUGAAAAAACAACAGGACAAAAUAGAAAUACGGAAGAUCAGUCCAAAAGAUGGACACUAUGUCUCUGAGGGUUCUGUAGACAUGGCAGAGGAUCAGCUUUUAGUGGUCAAGGUGCUGAAAUGGGAAAAGACUCAUCAGUAUCCUCUUGGAGCGGUUACAAAAGUUAUCUCACAUGAAGAGUACUGUAAUGAGCUUCUGGAACUAGAAUAUGGCAUUAAAGACUCUCCUCCUCCUUUUAAAGAAAAUAGUGACCAAGAGGGAAAUGAGGAAAGAAACCUAACAUUCACCAUAGACCCUAGUGAUGCUCAUGACUUGGAUGAUGCCUUCAGUCUGAGUGACCAUGGAGAACAAUAUAUGAUUGCUAUUCACAUCACUGAUGUAGCUAGUGUCAUUAGAAAAGGCAGUAAGGAGGAUACAUUUGCCAAAGAGCAAGGUAGGACAUUUUACCCUCCCCCUGACUUGCAAGGGACACCAGCUUUCAUGCUUUCCAGGGAAUCAAGCAAUAAAUGCCUGAGCUUACUCCCACAUCAAAUCCGAAAGACCAUAUCCUUGAAAAUAAUGAUUAACAAAGCCACCAAUAUUAUAGAGUCCAGUGAUUUUACUCGUUCUGUUAUCAAAUCUAACAGACGGCUAUCGUACGAAGAAGCAGACAAGAUAAUACAAGAGUUCUGUCCUGAUGAUAGCCAGGCACCUCUACGCUUUUCCAGUGUAGAAGACUGUAUUGCUGUGGCCUACUGCUUUACCAAGGAACUUAGAAACUUCAGGUUGGAAGGAACCUGGAGCAGUGGCCAAAGAAAUGGACGUAGUAGAGCCCACUGCAUGGUAGAAGAGCUAAUGAUUUUCUAUAACAAUGCAGUGGCUGAAAAACUUAUUUCCAAAGACCUAACAAGAGAUCUCACCCCACUGAGGUGCCACUUCAAGCCAGAUCCUGAACUGCUUGAGUCAUUUAAAAAGAAUUACUCUUCCCUACUGCCCCUGUCUCCACAUCUCUCACAAAUAUGUGAAGUUCCAGAGGCAAAUGUUGAAGGAGCCAAAGAGUUCAUUCACGUCUUAAGACCUGUGUUCGAGCAUAUGGAAAGCUUGGCACAGAAAAGAGACUACCACAAGCUGGUUCAUCUUAUUAUAAAAGAUGAAAUCCAUCCUACAUUAUGUCACAUGGCCAAGGAAUUCAAGGAAAUUCAAAACAAAGCUGUCAUCCUGAGAUCAUGCUCUAACUUGUCCUCAAGAUUAGGACAUUAUGACCUGCAACUCAAUACAUACACAUGGGCCUCAUCGCCUAUGAGACGCUAUCUGGACCUGGUUCUUCAGAGGCUUCUCCAUAGUGUGCUCUCAGAAAAAAAACAAGUAGACUUGGAUUACACAAAAAAAGAAAUUGAUCAUUUUUGUGACAAAUGUGACUCUACAGAGGACUUUGAUUUGGAGUCAUUAAGAUUCAUCAAUGCAACUAAAUCUAGUUCUAGAGAUGUGACCAAACUAGCAGUAGUGGACAAGCUUUCAGAGCAUGAAUUUAUGAUCUCGGUUCCACUUGACAUAUUAUCAGGGCUGAAGAUCAAGUACAGAAACCUCAAAGUGGUAGAGCAGCCAGCACUUAACCUUGAAGCCCAAUCCUGCACUCUUACCUGGAAGAGAAGAGUGUAUUCAUUUAUUGAGUCCAAGCCACAGCUACAGCCUAAAGAGUCAAAGAACAAAAACGUAAUCCGGAUCUCGGGUAGGAAUUGGCUCAAAAUCAUAUCUACAGUUAAAAGUGAAGACUGGGGUAAGGUCACCGAGUGCCUUCAAAAUGUAAAAGAAGCUGAAAAUAGUAUAAAACAUGAAAAACAGCCAGAAGAUUCCUUAAAACAUUUUAAAGUGUGGACGAUGAAACUCAAGUCUGAAGAUGUGCGUCAAGUGCAGCUUGGCACAGAGGUUGUCAACGGGGCAAUACUGCCUGCAGUAAACCUCCUCACUGUUAGUAGUUCCUUUGAAGUUUGUUUGGAGCAUGCAAGGAACCCAAUCAAGUGUUUCACCCCCAUAGAUGGCACAAUAUGUCGUUCAUCAAAAACAAAGUACAAGGAUUAUAAGGAGUACCAGGAGAUUUGGGGAAAACUGUGUCAAAUGGACACCGCUUACAAUGCUGUAGAAGAAAAUAACAGUGUGAUUCUUGAAGAUGUGAGCAUAAAAUGGACAGGAACCACAGAGACAUCUCUGGAAGGUUACUUUAAGAUGACACAACAACAGACGAAAGACUGGUCUCUGGAAUUUGAUCUAACAAACUGUUACCUCUGUGUCAGACUCAGGGAUCAAUAUGCUAAAAAAGAGGAAAAGACAGAAACAACACAGUGCAAUGACUCUAAUCUCUCUGACUUGCAGAACACACUGCCCUCCACAUGGGUCGCACAUGGUGUAACCAUCAAAUCCCAAGCGCAAAAACAGGGAAAUAUGAAGACACAUAAAAAAUUACCCCAAAUCCAAAUACAUUUUCAAAUAAACCCCAGAAAUAUGCUGAAUAUCCCAUGUACACUUCAAGAGAAAGACACAAAGUUCACUGUCGAAGUAAUUCCAAAGAAAAUCCCAUACGUGCAAUAUGAACAUGCUGUAGAAAACAUUAAAAAAGCCAAUAAGCUGGUGAAGGCCAUCGCAAUGGGGACUGUUUUCAGUGCUUACAAUACACCUAAAGAGCCUGAGCCAGUGUAUGACAACAUGGAUCACAACCUGGACCUGCCACCUUUGAAUGAAAGUCAGAAGAGGGCUGUAGAGAAGGCACUAAAAAAUCCCUUUACUGUGAUCCAAGGACCACCAGGUACUGGGAAAACUGUAGUUGGGGUUCAUAUCACAUAUCAGUUCUACAAGAAGAACAAACGUCAUGAAGCACAAGCUUCCAACAAGUCAACAAAACUGGGAGAAGAUGCAUCUCUAGAUAAGAAAAUACCCAAGCGGCGUGGCAUCCUGUAUUGCGGUCCCUCCAAUAAGUCUGUGGAUAUUGUGGCAGAGCAGCUGUUGAAGCUAAAAGGAAUCCUUAAGCCUCUUCGGAUCUACUGUGAUCAGAUGGAAAUGCGAGAUUACCCGUAUCCUGGAAGUGACCUAAAGCUUUGCCUUAGAUCCCUCCGUGAUGAGAAGCCAAAGGAAGCACUCAGACUCAUCUCUUUAAUGCACUUGGUGAGACAACCUGACAACCCACACUCAGCUGAGAUAAAAGAUCUUGAAAAUGGCACGCAGGAGUUUAACACUGAAAGUUACAAGAAAGUGUUGAAGGAGGCUCGGAAGCAUGAACUUCUGAAGCAUGAUGUGAUCCUGUGCACCUGCUCGACUGCUCUAAAGCCCAUCCUGAUGGAGACCAUAGACUUCCGACAGAUCCUGAUUGAUGAGUGUGCCAUGGCCACAGAACCUGAAGCCUUCAUUCCUUUAGUCUCACAUAAACCUGAGCAGAUCGUGCUUUUAGGCGAUCACAAACAGAUUCGGCCAAUCGUGACAUGUGCCCGUGUGAAGGAGCUUGGCAUGGAGAAGUCCCUCUUUGAGCGAUAUAUGGACAGGGCAUUGAUGCUGGAUACACAGUACAGAAUGCAUGAGCAUAUCUGUGAGUUCCCUUCAAAUGAGUUUUACAGAGGGAAACUGAGGACUGGACCCAAGCGAAGAACCUGCCUUUUGCUCGACAGAAACGACACCCCGACUGCCAUCCUAUUCGGUCACGUUGAAGGACAGGAGAUCAGUUUAGUCGUUUCCACAGCAGCUGGAAAUGAACGUUCAGCCGCCAACGAACAGGAGGCGGAGCAAGCGGUCCGGGUUGCAAACCUGUUAGUCCGUCAGUCUCGAGUGAAACCAGAGGACAUCGCUAUUCUCACCCCCUACAAUGCACAGAUGUGUAAAAUCAAGGAGAUGUUGGGGCAGAAGAAAAACCAGGCUCUUCAGGGUGUCAGCAUUUGUACAAUCAUGAAAAGCCAAGGAAGCGAGUGGCGUUAUGUGAUACUCUCUACAGUUCGAUCGUGUCCACUUUCUGAGAUAGAAAAAGAGUCGUACAUCAGUAAAGGAUGGCUGGGGAAGAAACUGGGCUUCAUCACCGACCCAAACCAGGUCAAUGUGGCCAUCACGCGCGCUCAGGACGGACUCUGCAUUCUGGGUAAUCGUGACUUGUUGAACUGCAGUGGACUGUGGAGCAAACUGCUGUCUCACUACCAGAGAAGAGACUGUCUGCUGGACUCGGCUGAAGACAUUAAGGUCCACAGACACUUCAAGUGAGCUCUUGUACUGUGGGUCGCAAAGUCUCAAGCCGAUUUAGAUGAAAUGCUAAAUGUUUACAUAAGAAGCAGUGCUUCCUAACAGUCUGUAAAGUGUACUAAUAAAUUGUAAUAUUUAAAAUCUGUUAAGACCAAUUCUUUGUCCAAUUAAAUAAAUAACUGCAUCAAUCUG